CUUGCCAUCUUCCCCUCUCCCAAUCUCUCACGUUUCAUCUCCUUCCACUCCAUCAAUACAAAAUAUCAGUGUUAAAAUCGAUGCAGGUCUAUUCAUGGUACCCCGACGAUGGAUGAAGAGACCUCUGCCACCCCGUCUCUCAUCCUGGGCUGGCGUGGAACCAGGGAAAGAUUUGGUCAUACCCUCCUCUGCUUGAAUCCAGGUUCAACCGGCAUGCCUCCCCAAUGACGACUAGCGCAGGAUCCUUUUUUACUAACAACAUAUGCUUCUCCGCCCGUAGCUUGAUCUAUGCUCGUAGGUAACGCCGACACCUCCAACCUCCUGGUAUCCUCCUUAUGUACAACCCUGUCUCCAUGCAGCAGCAGCCUCCUCCUCUUUCCACACGCGUCCCCUUCAUCCUGCCUUCAACUUUGAUCCAAUUGCCACCUCUGGACUCUCCUCCCUCGAUCUCUGUAAUUCAUGGUUGCUUUGCUACCUCAAUUUCACCACCACCCAAGGGAGUCAAUCUGAACGGCUUUUGUGGGCGUCAAAGAUGGAUUCACAGCAGCCUACAUCGUUAAUCGUCAUUGCUGUAUAUGCAGUGUUCAGAACGACGUACAUCAACUUUCCAACAGCAUAUAUUGAUACAUAAAAGGGAUCGUUGAGCAUGAUCGAUGAGGUAUGUGAUGAUAUGCAUGUGGUAUGUACAACUAAAACAUUUGUAUGCAUGUAUAACUAUGUAUUUUUUAAUUUGUAGCUCUUGAUAGCCGUCCAUCUCUCCAUAUGUGUUUCUUUGCCCUAAGAAGUCUGAUGGUUCUUCUCCUACUAUUCAUUAAAAAAAAUCUAUGUUUCAGUUCUCUGUACAGAAACUCAGAAAUGAGUGAAACCAAUGACUUCCCCAGCAUAAUUUUAUCCUAAUUGUAUACUAUAGUAGUAUAGUUCGAGCAGGAAUUGCGUGUAUAUGUGACAAGCUUACAAUGCAACAAGGUAAUAUAGAGCCUCUUGGUAGGAGUAGCCAUCCUUCUCUCCAUAUGUGAUUCUUUGCCCUAAAAAGUCUGAUGGUUCUUCUCCUACUUUUCAUUAAAAAAAUGUAUGUUUCAGUUCUUUGUACAGAAACUCAGAAAUGGGUGAAAGCAAUAAAUUCUCCAGCAUGAUUUUAUCCUAAUUGUUUACUAUAGUUCCAGUAGGAAUUGCGUGUAUAUAUGACAAGUUUACAAUGCAACAAGAUAAUAUAGAGACUUAUAGAAGCGUUUCUAUCUCAUGAUUUGGCUGUCAUACCUACAGGAAUAAUUCAGGUUUAUUCAUGGUACCCCGAUGAUGGAUGAAGAGACCUCUGCCACCCCGUCUCUCAUCCUGGGCUGGCGUGGAACCAGGGAAAGAUUUGGUCAUACCCUCUUCUGCUUCAAUCCAGCUUGAUCUAUGCUCGUAGGUAACGCCGACACCUCCAACCUCCUGGUAUACAACCCUGUCUCCGUGCAGCAGCAGCAGCCUCCUCCUCUUUCCACGCACGUCCCCUUCAUCCUGCCUUCAACUUUGAUCCAAUUGCCAUUGCCACCUCUGGACUCUCCUCCCUCGAUCCCUGUAAUUCAUGGUUGCUUUGCUGCCUCAAUUUCACCACCACUCAAGGGAGUCAAUCUGAGCGGCUUUGGUGGGCGUCAAAGAUGGAUUCACAGCAGCCUACAACGUUAAUCGUCAUUGAUGUAUAUGCAGUAUUUAGAACGACGUACAUCAACUUUCCAACAGCAUGCAGUCAACACGUGAUCAAACAGAUAUUAGAUUAGAAGUUGAAUUUUUUUUAUUUGGUUCAUGCUUAUAUAGGCAUAUAUUGAUACAUAUAAGGGAUUAUUGAGCAUGAUCGAUGAGGUAUGUGAUAAUAUGCAGGUGGUAUGUACAACUAAAACAUCUGUAUGCAUGUACAACUAUGUAUUUUUUAAUUUGUAGCUCUUGAUAGCCGUCCAUCUCUCCAUAUGUGUUUCUUUGCCCUAAGAAGUCUGAUGGUUCUUCUCCUACUAUUCAUUAAAAAAAAUCUAUGUUUCAGUUCUCUGUACAGAAACUCAGAAAUGAGUGAAACCAAUGAAUUCCCCAGCAUGAUUUUAUCCUAAUUGUUUACUAUAGUUCAAGCAGGAAUUGCGUGUAUAUGUGACAAGCUUACAAUGCAACAAGGUAAUAUAGAGCCUCUUGGUAGCCAUCCAUCUCUCCAUGUGUGAUUCUUUGCCCUAAGAAGUCUGAUGGUUCUUCUCCUACUUUUCAUUAAAAAAAUGUAUGUUUCAGUUCUUUGUACAGAAACUCGGAAAUGGGUGAAACCAAUAAAUUCCCCAGCAUGAUUUUAUCCUAAUUGUUUACUAUAGUUCCAGCAGGAAUUGCGUGUAUAUAUGACAAGUUUACAAUGCAACAAGAUAAUAUAGAGACUUAUAGAAGCGUUUAUAUCUCAUGAUUUGGCUGUCAUACCUACAGGAAUAAUUCAGGUUAGUGAUCUUUGGAUACUGAUUAUAUGUUCACAAUUUCAUGUCAGGAAUUAAUCAUUUGUGUUUCAUGCUUUCAUGUAUAGCGUAUCUAUUUGUUUGCCUAAUUUUAGACAACCAGGUCUAAUCAUGAUGUUUGCAUGUUUUUUCUGUUGUUCUUUUUCGUAACGCUCCAAAUGGGUUAAUCUUAAAAAGAACCAUAGGUUUGGGAAUUUACGGAGGGAAGGUGACUUCAUGUAUAUUACGAAAGCAAGACUGGAUAUGAUUAGAUCUUUUUGUCUAGAUGAUAUGAUUCGCUCCGUGUUUCUUCUGGCACAUUGGUAGAAAAAUACCAUAUUUUUCGUUAUUACACCGUGUAUUGCGUCACUUAAUAGAGUUUUCUGUUUAACAUGAUCUACAUCGUUUUAGUUCAUCCUCAGCUGAAGCUAGCUAGCUAGCCCAAGAAGGGAUCCAUCAGUCAGGUUACCUCCUGUAUGUUGUAUUUUCUUGGGCAAAAAGCACCAGUGAGUAAGGAGCCGAGGACAUAGUAUAAUACAUGUAGUCCACAAUAAGUAAAGAAUGAAAUCCGUGUGGAUUUUUCGCAAAAAAAUAUAUAUAUAUCCGUGUGUACGGCCGGAGAGAACACGGACAGUUCAGCAGACUGAAACUCGACCGGUUCCAAUAUUGUGACUGCGACAAUGUGGUGGAGACAAAUUACCAGACUAUAUAUGACCACAUGCUAACAACGAUUAUUUAUCCUUCCAAGCCUGCAGUCUGACCAAGGUGUUAAGAGUAAAGACCCAUCUCCAACUAAUGUCUUUAUAUGACAUGGAUGUGACAUUUCUAAACAAGGCAUACUCGAAUUGUUGUAUAUUAUUUUAUACAUAAAUCCUUCCGAUUUUAACCUCUUGGACAGAGGACUCAUGAGUUUGCUAAGUUUCUCUUAUUUCCUACCGAAAGAAACAAAUAGCAUUGCUGACUGGAAUGAUCCCCUAGGACACAUAUCUUGAAAUACUUAUUUGAUGCAUUCUAACAAUGUUUUCUUUCUUUCAGGGAUGAACCUGUUGCUACUGUAUAAAAAUAAUCAUCAGACCAGUCUUUUGAGCAGUGAAGUUUGAAUAACGGGGGACAUGAUUUAGUACAAGUUUCACAUUAUUUUAUUUUAAUCAUUGUUAAUUUCAUUCACGGACGAAAUAAUUACAAAUUUAUAUGUACAUGGCAUCAGUAAAAUCUGGUGUCGCUUACAAAAAUGGAUAACCAUGGACACGAUUCUUUACAACCUUUCCUUUUUAUUGCAGCUUUGCUUUUCACCAAUGACCUAUUGAGACGAUAUUUAAGGUGAUUUUUGUGCUUCUUAAUUUUUAUUUUAAAACUACAUGUGUAUUUUCAUCAUUGUGUUGCAGGCAAAUAAAGAAAAUUUCAGGAUUAUUUCUCAAGAUCGACGAUACACAAACAAGGCAUAUGUAGCAGUUGUUACACAUAUAGCUUCCACGUACAUAAAUUGCCAAAUAUCUGACAUGCCCCAGGAGAAAAAUAUUUCAGUUAUCUUUGGUUUUUAGUUACACAACGCCGGUGAGUAUGAUUUUGCUCCCCAAUACAUAAUAUUAGGACAUUUUUUCUGUAAUAAAAUGAUCAAGAUUUGAAUAUGUAUUUCCUAAUACCUCAGAUGACAUUUAAUAUAUGGUAGAACAAGAGUAAAUAAUUCACAAAAUAAUUGAGAUUAAUGCUUCGUCUACUAUUUAAAUUUCGAUGUGUACAGGUUAGCUGUUUCAUGAAUUUACUACAGCAUCUUUCAGCAUAUUUUUGGUUAUUGGUCCAUGUUUUUUUUUCCCAUACUUAGGCCUUUUUGUUUGAACUAUGUGCAAAUUCUAAGUUAGUUCCGCCAUGGGGAUUGAACAUCUUACAUCCUUACAUCAUCUUCAAAUUUUACUUUUUUGAGGUUAUUAUCAGAUUUUAUGACAAGGAAUAAGAUCUAAGCCGUUUUUAGUUUCUUUAUAACAACAUUUACAGAACGGGCCGAGUAAAGUUCAAUCAGGUAAGCCAAGGCUACUAUCCUCCAUUCGGUUUCACUAACAUUUAAUCAGUGUUUGCAUAUUUUCUUUCAAUUUUUUACACUUCUUGAGUGUACUAGAUUCGAACUACUAUAGUGGCCAUUUAAUGGAUAUGGUACCAAUAUCACCUAAUCCUAUUUGUAUAUAGAUACAUGUGUUCUUUCACGCCCUUUCUUAAAUUUGUUCUUUGUACUAAUUUAGCAUACUGCAGCUGCUUAAUACUCUCUCUGUUUCUAAAUAUAAGUCUUUCUAGAGAUUUCAAUAAAAGACUAGAUGCGGAGCAAAAUGAGUGAAUCUACAUUCUAAACUACGUCUAUAUACAUCCGUAUGUAGUCCAUAGUGAGAUCUCUAAAAAGACAAGGGUACAUGAUAUUUAAGAACGGAGGGAGUACAUGAUAUCAUGAAAGAUCUCGGCGUGACAAGGGUACGGACAUAUGAAGCAUUCUUGUAGAGUGUAGCUAUCUUUUGUUUUGACAUAGAAUUAUAUCAACCCACUUCUAUGUAACUUACGCAUGAUAUCAGAAGUAUCCAUUCAACAUUAGUCUUACUUAUUAAUUAUGUCUAUAAUCUAUUAUAUUUUGUAAUGCUACCGAUCCAAAAUCUUGGGGUUUUGUUUUUCAAAAUUGAUGGAUGUUAUUUUUAAUACAUUAUUCAUGUAUGUCGUUUCUAGACCACAUUUGAAGUGUGUGCUGCAUGUUGCCAAGAUUUUCACGGAUUGCUCCCUAUAUAUUUUUGCCUUCGUCUAUCUCAUCCUCAUGAUCCUUUAGUCAAUUAAUGAAAUGUUUGUGUGCUUUCAACCAUCAUCUCAAUGGCUUAAGACAUACUAUUAUUUUUAGCUAUGCAAUUAUUUUUAGUUAUUCUCUUAGAUGAUAAUAAGAGAAAGAAAAUUUAAGUUCAUAUGCAAAGUUAUGUUUGCUACAUGUUUGUUCUGUGAAUAUUAGCAUUUUCAUAAUUGUAACGGCCCCGUGCAUGACAACUAGUACUCCUAAUCAAGCAUGAUUACGCAUAAGCUUGAGAGGGAAGUGGGGCAUAGAAGUUGUGCCACUGGUAGAUGGGACCCACCCAAGAAUCCACCUAAUCAAGUCCAGAGGAAGCUGUCGACUGCGUACGACUACGAACACGAAGGCCUUGGCACCCGCAGCCGCCGCUCCACUCCCAGUCUGUCCCGGAGCAACGCCGAUGCCUCGCACCCGCAUCCUCAUCCGCAUCGGCCGUCGCCGCCGCCGCCGCUCCUCCUCCUCCUCCUGCUAGCCGACGUCGGGCCUCCGUCUCCGCCUCCGCCGCUCGUCAUCUUCUACCUCUCCGAUGCCCCGCUCCCGCCUCCGUCGCUACGCCUCCACCAUGCCGAUGUCCAGCCUCCGUCCCCUCCACCGCAGCUCCUCCUCCACCACGUCGCCUGCACGCGCCUGGUCCCCCCAUGCCGCCUUCGCCGCGGCCACGGAGCGUGUCCGCGCCGGGACGGUCAGGCCGGAAGACGCACACACCCUGUUCGACGAAUUGCUUCGGCAGGCCACACCGGUCCCCCAGCGAUCCCUGAACGGCUUCCUUGCCGCCCUCGCCCGUGCGCCCGCCUCCGGCGCCUGCAUCAGAGAUGGCCCCGCCCUUGCAGUGGCUCUCUUCAACCGUGUGUGCAGAGACGAAGCCGGCCCGCAGGUGGCGGCGCUCACAGGCUGCACCUACAGCAUCCUCAUGGACUGCUGCUGCCGCGCCCGUCGCCCGGACCUAGGGCUUGCCUUAUUUGGCCGCUUCCUCAGGGAAGGCCUGAAGACAGACCAGAUCGUCGCCAACACCUUCCUCAAGUGCCUCUGCUACGCGAAACGGACGGAUGAGGCAGUGGACGUGCUGCUUCAUAGGAUGUCCGAGCUCGGGUGUGUGCCUGAUGCCUUCUCAUACAACACUGUCCUGAAGAGCUUAUGCGACAAUGGCAUGAGUCAGCGGGCGCUCGACCUGCUCCAGAGGAUGGCGAAAGAAGGAGGUGUCUGCUCUCUCAAUCUGGUGGCAUAUAACACGGUCAUCCAUGGCUUCUUUAAGGAAGGUGAAACAGGCAAGGCAUGCAGUCUGUUCCAUGAAAUGAUGCAGCAAGGUGUUGUGCCCAAUGUGUGGACGUAUACCUCGAUUAUUGAUGCAUUGUGCAAGGCCAGAGCAAUGGACAAGGCAGAGCUAGUCCUUCGUCAGAUGGUUGCUAAAGGUGCUCAACCUGAUAUAGUGACAUAUACUUGCAUGAUCAAUGGAUAUGCCACAUCUGGGCGGUUGAAAGAGGCUGCUAAAAUGUUCAGAGAAAUGAAAAGCCGGGGUCUUACACCAAAUAUUGUUACCUGCGGCUCGUUAAUGACUUACCUUUGCAAGCAUGGAAGAAGCAAAGAAGCUAGAGAAAUAUUUGAUUCCAUGACUGCCAAAGGCCACAGAGCUAAUGUCGUCUCGUACUGUAUUUUGCUUCAUGGGUAUGCCAAUGAAGGAUGCUUUGCUGAUAUGAUUGAUCUCUUUAAUUCAAUGAAAAGCAACGGUAUUGCAGCCGACUGCCGUGUUUUCAACAUAUUAAUUAAUGGAUAUGCUAAACGUGGAAAGAUGGAUGAAGCUAUGCUCAUAUUUACGGAAAUGUGGGAAAAAGGAGUGAGUCCCGAUGUGGUUACCUAUUCCACUGUAAUAGCUGCACUUUCCAGGAUGGGUAGAUUGACCGAUGCCAUGGACAAAUUUAAUCAGAUGAUUUCCAUGGGGGUUCAACCGAACACAGCUGUUUAUCACUCCCUAAUUCAGGGCUCUUGUAUGCAUGGUGAUUUGAUUAAAGCCAAGGAGCUGGUUUCUGAAAUGAUGAACAAAGGUAUUCCUCGUCCUAGCAUUGCGUUCUUCGGUUCAAUAAUAAACAGGUUAUGCAAAGAUGGAAGGGUUAUGGAUGCACAUGAUAUCUUUGACUUGGUUAUAGACAUAGGCGAGAGGCCUAGUGUCAUUACAUUUAAUUCACUGAUUGACGGAUAUUGCUUAGUCGGGAAGAUGGAUAAAGCAUUUAAAAUACUCGAUGCCAUGGAAGUAGUUGGUGUUGAGUCUGAUGUUAUUACAUAUAGUACACUUCUUGAUGGCUAUUUUAAAAAUGGAAGGAUCAAUGAUGGUUUGACUCUGUUUAGAGAAAUGCCGCAUAAGGGAAUUAAACCUGACACUGUGACAUAUGGCAUCAUGUUGGAUGGGUUGUUUCGUGCUGGCAGAACUGUUGCUGUAAGGACAGUGUUCCAUGAGAUGAUCGAAAGUGGAAUAACAGUGGACAUCCCCACAUACAAUAUAGUUCUUGGAGGACUUUGUAGAAAUAACUGCACAGAUGAAGCAAUCGCCCUGUUCCAGAAAUUAGGUGCAAUGAGUGUGAAGUCCAAUAUUGCAAUACUCAAUACCAUGAUCGAUGGAAUGUACAAGGUUCGGAGAAGAGAAGAAGCCAAUGAUUUAUUUGCUACAAUAUCAGCCAGUGGAUUGGUGCCCAAUGAAUCUACUUAUGCAGUAAUGAUAAUAAAUCUUCUAAAAGAUGGAGCAGUGGAAGAAGCAGACAAUAUGUUUUCAUCAAUGGAGAAAACUGGUAUAGUCCCCAGCUCCCGUCUGUUAAAUCACAUCAUCAGAAUGUUGUUGGAAAUAGGUGAGAUUGCCAAGGCCGGAAAUUACUUGUCUAAAGUUGAUGGGAAGAGCAUCUCACUUGAAGCGUCAACAACUUCAUUGAUGUUGUCUUUCUUUUCGAAGAAAGGCAAAUAUCGGGAGGACAUGAAAUUGCUGCCUGCAAAGUUUCAAAUUUUUGAUGGAUUUGGUUGACUAGUUGAUACCUUCCAUAUAAGGCUAACUCCUCGGAAAGCACAGUUGAGUUUUUGCUUGCAUAUGAGCUUAAGUCAGAAAGCACAAUUGAGUUUUUGCUUGCAUAAAGCCUCCUGUCAGGCCCCUGACUGAAGUUUAGACAGUAAGAUUAAUUCUUCAGUUAUCAGGGCGUACCGACUCGCGUGAUGGUUUGAAUUGCACCGUCGGAUCGUCAUCCUACAGCCAGCCGCUCGCGUACCGCUUCGCGCCUGGAGGAGCUCUUCCCCGUCGUCGAUCGUGGAUCCAACAGCUGUCAGCCUUCGUCUAGUCACUGUUACUUUUCCGGCACCUUUGCCUGUCGCUUAUCCCUUUUCUGUUUUUACCUUCAGUAAAUUGUAAUGGCUUAUAAGCCCAGGACUAGCCCGAAUUGGGGCAGCUAAGUUGUAAAGGUUUGAACCCUAGGCCGCCGUGUUCCGGCUGGCUCGCUAUCGUCCGCUGUGGCGGCGCAAACCCUAGCAAUUGACCUUUGCGAAUUCCCUCUGAA
Molecule: messenger RNA, 8777 nt
Organism: Triticum aestivum (bread wheat)
Lineage: Eukaryota; Viridiplantae; Streptophyta; Magnoliopsida; Poales; Poaceae
Product: protein Rf1, mitochondrial
Exons: 6
Coding region: 5777-8254 (825 amino acids)
Molecular function (GO): protein binding
Source: RefSeq, a predicted model, not a curated record